GAGACCCUUCCAGAAGAAACGGCCAACGAAGCGAACCCGAACCCGAACGCAACAGAAUCGCGCGGAGCAGCGGAAACAGAGCGCGGCGACGAUAAGCAACCGGGAAGCUCUGCAAGACUUCGAUCAUGGCGGAAAAACUGGCUCCCGAGAAGCGCCACGUCUUCUCCCACAACGGUCAGACGGUGUUCGAGUGGGAUCAGACCCUGGAGGAGGUCAACAUCUACAUCAAACUGCCCCCGAACAUUCAUCCCAAGCAAUUCUACUGCAAGAUUCAGUCCAAGCACGUCGAACUCGGGAUCAAGGGCAACCCUCCUUAUCUCAAUCACGAUUUGAUGAGCCCCGUGAAGACGGAUUGUUCUUUCUGGACUCUCGAGGAUGAUAUAAUGCAUAUAACACUUCAGAAGAGGGACAAAGGUCAAACAUGGCCUUCUCCAAUACAAGGCCAGGGUCAGCUAGACCCAUAUGCGUCUGACAUGGAGCAGAAGCGCCUCAUGCUUCAGAGAUUUCAAGAAGAGAAUCCUGGAUUUGACUUCUCUCAAGCUCAAUUCACUGGCAACUGUCCUGAUCCGAGGACCUUUAUGGGUGGUAUUCGGUCUGACUGACAAUCUUUUUGCCAUGAUGGCUACUUUUAUUAGCUUCCAUAUCAACUUCUAACAAUCUGGUAUAUAAAAUGAUCUAACAUGGAUCACACGCCAUUUCCAACUGUAGUGCUUGGAUACUUCGUACAUGUUCUGUAUUAUGUCUUUUGUCAAGUGUAAUUUUACUUGGAGACAAUUAGUGAGUGAUAAAGCUGGGUGAACUUUUCUGUCUUUUGUCUCUCUGUAAUUCUAUGCAUAAACAAUUUGUAAGUGACAGAGUUGUGUGUUUCACCUGUCA
Messenger RNA from Eucalyptus grandis, 876 nucleotides. RefSeq names its product nudC domain-containing protein 2. Gene Ontology annotation, biological process: protein folding. NCBI's taxonomy places the organism in Eukaryota, Viridiplantae, Streptophyta, Magnoliopsida, Myrtales, Myrtaceae. The coding region runs from base 126 to 602 and encodes 158 amino acids. The record is from RefSeq and is a predicted model, not a curated record. Gene Ontology annotation, cellular component: cytoplasm. The transcript has 5 exons.